AAGACGGAAACAAGGUUUUUUAAAAAACCCCUCCGCUUUCUUUACACUCUCUGCCGGCCAUCGCAAUUUGUCUCCUCUUACUCAUUCUACCUAACUCUUUCUCUCUCCUCUCUUUCUCUCUCUAUACAUGCGCAUAUAUAAUAGUAUUAUAUCUACAAUGCCUAUCUCCAAUUUAAGCCUCUUCAAGACGACCAGUGUUGUUGCUCCCAACUCAUCGAAUCUUCAACCAUGGAUUCUCCAUUUCCCGCCAAAUUUUCUACAUUCUUCUUCUUCAUCAUUGUCCUCGGUCUCUGUAUGUUCUCGGCGGCUCAAUCGUCGACCACCGGAGUCGGCUACAUUUCGCGCCUCCUCGAAAUUCAGGAUCGGGAGAGAGCUCCUCCUACAGUCCAAUUAGCCGCUGCUCGGGCCGUCCUUAAUCGGCUCAUGCCUUCGCAUUCGUUCAGCUUCGAGUUUCAAAUCGUCUCCAAGGAGCAUUGUGGUGGAGAAUAUUGCUUUAUUUUAAGCAACCAUCAUUCUUCCAAUGAGAGUGGUGCUACAGAAAUAUUAAUAAGUGGGGUUACUGGAGUGGAGCUCUUGGCUGGUCUACACUGGUACUUGAAGUAUUGGUGUGGUGCUCAUAUAUCAUGGGAUAAGACUGGUGGUGUACAACUAGUUUCAGUUCCUAAGGCAGGUUCUCUCCCUCGUGUUCAAGAUGCUGGAAUUUUUAUUCAAAGACCUGUUCCUUGGAACUAUUACCAGAAUGCUGUUACAUCUAGCUACACUUUUGCUUGGUGGGACUGGGAAAGAUGGGAGAAGGAGAUUGAUUGGAUGGCUAUCCAAGGUAUUAAUUUGCCUCUAGCAUUCACUGGGCAAGAGGCUAUUUGGCAAAAAGUUUUCCAGAAUUUCAACAUCAGCAGUUCAGAUUUGAACGAUUUCUUUGGAGGCCCAGCAUUUCUUGCAUGGUCACGAAUGGGAAAUUUACAUGGAUGGGGUGGACCACUUCCGCAAAGUUGGUUAGAUCAACAACUGAUCCUGCAGAAGAAAAUUCUUGGCAGAAUGUAUGAACUUGGAAUGACACCAGUCCUUCCAGCCUUUUCUGGAAAUGUUCCAGCAGCACUGAAAUGUAUGUUUCCAUCUGCCAGAAUAACACGCCUAGGAAAUUGGUUUACUGUUGGGGAUGAUCCUAGAUGGUGCUGCACUUAUCUUCUUGAUGCAACUGAUCCAUUGUUCACUGAAAUCGGGAAGGCAUUCAUUGAGCAACAACUUAAAGAAUACGGCAGGAGUGGCCACAUAUACAACUGCGAUACUUUUGAUGAGAACACUCCGCCUGCAGACGACCCAGGAUAUAUCUCUUCAUUAGGUUCUGCAAUUUUUAAGGGGAUGCAAAGUGGCGAUAGUGAUGCUGUUUGGCUUAUGCAGGGAUGGCUUUUUUCAUAUGAUCCAUUUUGGAGGCCUCCACAAAUGAAGGCACUUCUACAUUCUGUUCCAGUGGGAAGACUUGUUGUCCUUGAUCUGUUUGCCGAAGUGAAACCCUUAUGGAGUACUUCAGAGCAGUUCUAUGGUGUUCCUUACAUCUGGUGUAUGCUGCACAAUUUCGCUGGGAAUGUUGAGAUGUAUGGGAUUUUAGAUGCGAUAGCAUCUGGACCUGUUGAAGCUCGUACAAGUAAAAACUCAACUAUGGUUGGUGUUGGAAUGUCAAUGGAGGGUAUUGAACAGAAUCCGAUUGUUUAUGAUCUUAUGUCAGAAAUGGCAUUUCAACAUAACAACAUUGAUGUGAAGACAUGGCUUGAUCAAUAUUCAGGAAGACGCUACGGGAGAUCUGUUAGAACAGUGCAAGAUGCCUGGAGUAUAUUAUAUCACACGGUUUACAAUUGCACAGAUGGUUCCUAUGAUAAAAACAGGGACGUAAUUGUGGCAUUCCCAGAUGUUGAUCCAUCUUUUGUUUGGAUUCCGCAAGUUUCCAUAAAUGCAAGAUAUCACCACCAUAGAAAUCCUGUAUCAAGGAGGGUUUUCCUAAAAGAAACUACUGACUCCUUCGAUCAACCUCAUCUCUGGUAUUCAACUUCAGAAGUGAUACGUGCCCUGGAGCUUUUCAUUGCAAGUGGAGAUGAACUAUCAGGAAGUAGCACUUACAGGUAUGACCUUGUUGACCUGACAAGACAAGCUCUAGCAAAAUUCGCAAACCAAUUGUUUUUAGAUGUUGUAGAAGCCUACAAGUUAGGUGAUAUCCGUGGAGUUGCUCGCCACAGCCAUAGGUUUCUAGACCUUGUGGAAGACAUGGACACACUUUUAGCUUGCCAUGAUGGAUUUCUUCUAGGACCUUGGUUAGAAAGUGCAAAGCAACUUGCUCAAGAUGAAGAACAGAAAAAACAGUUUGAGUGGAAUGCAAGAACUCAAAUAACCAUGUGGUUUGACAACACGGAGGAGGAGGCGAGUCUGCUUCGUGACUAUGGAAACAAGUACUGGAGUGGGCUUUUACGAGAUUACUAUGGCCCCCGAGCAGCUAUAUACUUCAAAUUUCUAAUGGAAAGUCUAGAGAAGGGUGAUGGUUUUCGAUUGAAAGAUUGGAGGAGGGAGUGGAUUAAGCUUACAAAUGACUGGCAAAAUAGUAGGAAUGUCUUCCCAGUGGAGAGCAAUGGAGAUGCUCUUUACACGUCCCAGUGGCUUUACAACAAAUACUUGCGAUCUGAUACAUACGAUCACUAAAUGAAGCUUCCGUUGUGCAGAUGAAGUCUCAGACUCCCAGGUAUGCAAUCAUAUGAAUUUCUCAGCAGAAUGAGAAAUCUGUAAAGCUGGUUUUCAAAGCUAAAACAAGUUUCGUAUUACGAAUUGUGUUCUCUC
Molecule: messenger RNA, 2820 nt
Organism: Cornus florida
Lineage: Eukaryota; Viridiplantae; Streptophyta; Magnoliopsida; Cornales; Cornaceae
Product: alpha-N-acetylglucosaminidase-like
Exons: 19
Coding region: 229-2685 (818 amino acids)
Source: RefSeq, a predicted model, not a curated record